Diorhabda carinulata is the source of this 1425-nucleotide messenger RNA. RefSeq names its product acidic fibroblast growth factor intracellular-binding protein (gene Fibp). Gene Ontology annotation, cellular component: nucleus. NCBI's taxonomy places the organism in Eukaryota, Metazoa, Arthropoda, Insecta, Coleoptera, Chrysomelidae. The record is from RefSeq and is a predicted model, not a curated record. The coding region runs from base 266 to 1333 and encodes 355 amino acids. The transcript is spliced from 7 exons.
GUCACGAGUGACGUUCUCAUCGCGACCACAACGAUCGUAAUGACUAUGUGGAACGUCCAAAAGAGUAUUUCAGGUGCCGUAGGUGCCUAGUGGAAUGCACCCCUAGUGUAUGCUCUGUGGCAAAUACUGUCAAAAAAUUUUCAUGGUUUAAAAAUAUAUUGUAUACAGGUUAAUGAACACGGGUGGAAUAUAUUUGGUUUGUAUUAAUAAAGCUUUUAAGGUUUGAAUAUGACAUUUAACAAGAUGAAUUAAAAUUAUAAAAAAUAUGAGUGAAGUAGAUGUAUUCAUAAGCAAUUAUACAUUAGUUGAUCCAGAAAUUUAUCAGUUAUGGAUUGACGGACAUACUGCAAGUGAAGCAGUAACUAUUCUCAACAGUAAGGGCUUAGGCCAGAAAACAGGUGCUUCCUUAGAACUCAUUGCUAGUGACGUUUUGGAUCAUUACAGAACUUAUUCCUUACUAGAGAAACUAUUGAAUUACCCUAGUAAACUUCAGGAACAGUUUAUUUUUCAAAUAGAUCCUCAAACUCGUUCAUUUCUGAUUGAAAAGUACUAUGAAUUUGAUGAUGAAGUCAUUCGUGAAGUUUUGGGUAAGAAACUUUCUUCAAAAAAUAGGAAAGACUUAGAUGAAGUAGCAGAGAAGACUGGAAAACCAUUAAAAUCUUGCAGACGACAAUUUGACAAUGUUAAAAGAAUAUUUAAAACUGUCGAAGAACUGCCUGGUAUAACAACAGAUAAUAUAAAAAAUAAUUUUUGCCUACCAGAUGAACUGGCAAAGAAAUAUACUUGUAUAGUAUUCACAGCAUGUAUGCGAUUUGAAACGUCAAAGAAAAAGGUUCAACAAAUGUCGUUUAAUAAUUUUAGAAUCUGUUGUGAAGCUAUGAUUGACAACUGGACUUACCAUCUAAGCGGUACUGAUUAUAAUGAUUUAGAAAUGGAUAGAGAAUUUUUGUUUGAAUUAAGAGAUUUAAAAAUCCUAAUGGAAAAAGAUAAAGAACAUAAGCACUUAUUAUUGGUAAAUUUAAAACCAAAAUUGCUUCAAAAAAGUUAUGCAGACUUGGAAGCUAAUUUUAAAUUAUAUACUAGAGCCAUAUUAACAUUAGCAACAACUCUUCACAGAUCUCGAGACAUGAAAAACUUUUUUGUUGAUUUAUCUCAAAUUGUAGAAUAUUUUAAACAAAAUUUAUGGACUUCACAUGAUUUUGAACAGUUUUUAAUAGCUUAUGGUCAAUUUGCUGGGGAUAUUGACAUAUUAAGGUCAAACGCAGCUUUAAAAGGAAGUUGGGAAAAAUUUUUGAAAGUAAUUACUAAGUGCUUGUUAAUAAUGUAUAGUUAGAAAGAGAAAUUCAACAAUAUCAUAAUAUUUUGUUCUGUUACUGUUUCUGUUUAUUUUGUUUGUAUAAAAAAAAUUAAAACUUGUUUUGAGAA